AUAACUAGUGUAUAAACCUACACGAUCUAGUGAAUUAUUUUCAGCUUUCUGUUUCAAUCUUAUGAAGUUGCGAAGCUAAUGCUGAAAGAUUAUUUAGUUUAUAAUUAAACAAACGCAUUUUAUCAGUCUUAAGAAAAAAAGUAUAUUAUUGCACUCAUAAAUAAGAUCGAGAAUGGCUAACAAUGAAGACAGGAGUGAAGGAUCAGUUGAAAUGGAACAAGAUGAUGAUGCGGAGACCGAAGAGACAGAAAAGAUUCUCAUUAUAGAUCCUGAUAGCGAAGAAUUAGACUUCAAUCAUUCAAGGCUUACAAAAUUAGAGAAUUUGGAGCCAUUGACAAAAACACGAAAAUUAUGUUUUACAUGGAAUUUAAUUAAGAAGAUUGAAAACCUUGAUACUCUCUCUACUUUGGUUGAAUUAGAGCUUAGAGAUAACCAAAUUACUAUAAUAGAAAAUUUAGAUGCUCUUGUAAAUCUUGAGCUUUUGGAUCUUUCUUUUAAUCGUAUAAAAAAAAUUGAAGGAUUAAAUAAUUUAUUGAAUUUACGUAAAUUAUUCUUAUCGUCAAAUAAAAUUAUAUAUAUUGAAAAUCUUGCACAUUUAAAAAAUCUUACCACCCUGGAAUUAGGUGAUAAUAAAAUACGAGAGAUUGUAAACUUAGAUGAUUUAACAAAUUUAAUAAAUUUAUUUCUCGGCAAAAAUAAAAUAUCUAAAAUACAAAAUCUGGAAAGCUUACAAAGUCUCCAAUUGUUAAGUCUACAAAGUAAUCGUAUAACAAAAAUUGAAAAUUUAGGAGAAUUAACAAAGUUGGAUCAAUUAUAUUUAUCCGAAAAUGGAAUAAUAUGUAUAGAAGGCUUAGAAAAUUGUCCAAAUUUGACAACUUUGGACCUGACAAACAAUAAAAUUAAAAAAAUAGAGAAUAUUCAACAUCUUCAAAAUUUAGAGGAAUUUUGGGUGAAUAAUAAUGAGAUCGAAGACUGGGUAACUGUGGAGAGUUUAGUAGCUAACAAAAAGUUACAAACUGUGUAUUUAGAAAAAAAUCCUGUUUCAAAAGAUUCAAAUUAUAGACGAAAAAUUAAAUUAUUAUUACCUUGGCUCGUACAGCUAGAUGCAACACUUUGUAGAUAAAAAGUGUCAAGUGUUAUAGAAGGAAAAUAACAAAAAGAUAAAUAACGUUAAUGUCACAAAUAUUCACUUAAUGAUCUUGCACUUUUUGCUUUAAUAUUUUUUUAGAAGAUAAUUAAUCUCCAAAAAUAAAAAGUAAUAAAUGUGAUAUUAUUGAAAUCAUAAAAAUAUUCAUAUCUUUUAGCUUUAUAUAAAAUCUUAUUACAAGUAAUAUUUCUUUUAUAUGAUAUAUAAGUAAACUUUCAUAUAUUUUUAUGGUUAACCUCAUAAAAUGAUUCCAUAAAUAUAUGUAAUGAGUAAAUAAUAUAUGUAACACUUAAAUGUAACUCUUUAUUUGAUGUUUAAAGUAAAUUCUUUGAUUAUUUUUAUCGAUAGUAUACCCUACAUAUAAAUAUAUUGUUACUUUUAUUAAUAACACA
Molecule: messenger RNA, 1539 nt
Organism: Vespula vulgaris
Lineage: Eukaryota; Metazoa; Arthropoda; Insecta; Hymenoptera; Vespidae
Product: protein phosphatase 1 regulatory subunit 7-like
Exons: 5
Coding region: 173-1123 (316 amino acids)
Molecular function (GO): protein binding
Source: RefSeq, a predicted model, not a curated record